AUGACUUUUACCGAGUACAUGGGCUUUUUCCAGGACAAGUAUGAGCUUAUCUGUAUGGCUGAUGAAGAGAGGGAUAAUUUCUGCUUGGAUGUUGAGAGCUCUUGGAACAUCACAAACAUGGUUCUGCUGGAUGAAGCAACCUGGCCAACUUAUACCAACAAAUGUUAUUACGACGUCUCUGGAAUUACCGAGCAGGUUUGGAUCAAUAUGCGGCUGAACAUCAAUAUCAUUCCUGCGAACAACUACACAGCAUCUGAAAACAUCAACAUCACGAUUGCCUCCCCCGGCCCUAUCACUACGAUAUGUCCUCAGGCUAUCACGAUCUCACAAAAUACGACAUUGACUUGUCAACAGAUGGCAAUUGCGUACGAGAUCCCUACUGCCGGAAUUCGGAAUCUCAAAAUUAUUUCGAUUGCAAUUGGUGUUGCUGCCGUCAACGGCACAAACCCCACAACCUCCAAUACCACAGCAACCUUCGUCAGUGCACCCACCACUACUGUCACAGGGACGACCUCUGAGUGCUGCGAAUGGCACACCGUUUUCUCCGGUGACACCUGUCAGUUGAUUGAAGCAGAGUAUGGAAUCACUCUUGAAAAGUUCAUCGCGUUGAACACGUAUGUCAAUAGCACAUGUGGUAACAUUUGGCCUGAUUACGCCUACUGUGUGUCGGGCAUUGCUACUGCCAACAGCAGCACUAGCACAACAGCAAUUACGGCUACAUCCACUAGUCCUCCUAUCCCGGUGACAACUUCUGGCACACUUACCACAGCUACCACCUCUGGGACAAUCACAACCCCUGCUCCAGCUCAGACUGGCAUGGUUAGCGGGUGUACGACCUUCUACGAGGCCAUUAGCGGCGAUGGCCUGUUACGCGAUCGCCACAUCGUACGGCAUCACGCUUGA
Molecule: messenger RNA, 903 nt
Organism: Penicillium expansum
Lineage: Eukaryota; Fungi; Ascomycota; Eurotiomycetes; Eurotiales; Aspergillaceae
Product: LysM peptidoglycan-binding domain-containing protein
Exons: 3
Coding region: 1-903 (300 amino acids)
Source: RefSeq, a predicted model, not a curated record